AUACCCUUUUUAUCAUCAUAUAUUUAAAUCACUUCUGAUGCCCAAAAUUACCUUUGAUUCUGAUGAAGAGUUUAGUUUUGAAGAAAAAGAUAUCAAGUCUGUCGACACUCAUGUAGACUUCCAGGAAGAUUCUGAUUCUGACGAUGAUGCCGCUCCUGAAGCUGUAUCGAUUAGUUUAUCCCGAUCCAAAGCACAAAAUGAAGCCAAAGCUCAAAAGGAAGCAGCUCUAAAACAAGCAAAGAUCGAAAAGGAAAAAAGACGACAACGGGAUCUUUUGUUAAAGGAACAAAAGCAGACUAGUAAACGAGGAAAGAAAUUGGAACAGCAGAAGUUAAUGGAAGAACAAUUAAAACAACACAGCGAUGAGGAAGAACAAGAUCAUAGCAGCAGUGACAGUGACGAACAAGACAGCAAACGAUUACCACAAGAAGUUCUUGAUGCGCUGAACGAUGAAGAAGAUAACGAAACAACUGGCAACAAACGAACGCAUUUGACUAUGGCUGACUUUGAACAGAUGGAAGCUGAAGAACAGGAAAGACUCGAACGCAAAUUAAAAGCACAACGCGCAAAACAAAAAAAGGCGGCACAAGGACGUAUGGUGGGCGAAUAUACUGUCAAGGUUCUUAACAAUCGACCCAAAGUGGCAAAGGCAAAUGCUCAGCUUCAAAGUGUUCGAAAUCAAAAGCUUCAACGGAAAUCAGUACAACGGACAAAUGCUGUUAUUGAAGGUAGUGCUAACUUGAGUGGAGGUGCUUUGAUCUUCCGUCGUGCAGAACCUACACCCAAGAAAAACAAGAAAUAGGUGAUUCAUUGAUUGAUUUGGAUCUUUUUUUUUUUUGUCACUUUUGAUGAUUAGUUUUUGUUUUGUAGUCUAGUUUUAUUCUUUUAUUAUUAUUUGUCUCCCAAGUAUUUCCUUUCUACUUAUCAUCAUCAUCUCUCUCUAUGUCCUUUUUUUUUUU
Halteromyces radiatus is the source of this 959-nucleotide messenger RNA. RefSeq lists its product as uncharacterized. The transcript has 2 exons. The record is from RefSeq and is a predicted model, not a curated record. NCBI's taxonomy places the organism in Eukaryota, Fungi, Mucoromycota, Mucoromycetes, Mucorales, Cunninghamellaceae. The coding region runs from base 38 to 802 and encodes 254 amino acids.